This is a messenger RNA of Nematostella vectensis (starlet sea anemone), 1355 nucleotides long. Its product is annotated as ras-related protein Rap-2b. The transcript has a single exon. Gene Ontology annotation, molecular function: GDP binding; GTP binding; GTPase activity. Gene Ontology annotation, cellular component: plasma membrane. Gene Ontology annotation, biological process: signal transduction. Lineage: Eukaryota; Metazoa; Cnidaria; Anthozoa; Actiniaria; Edwardsiidae. The record is from RefSeq and is a predicted model, not a curated record. Bases 76 to 621 code for a protein of 181 amino acids.
UCCGCAAGUGUGAAAUCGAUCGAUCUUGUCGGACCUUUGCCUGUUGGGUUAGCGUCCAGUCGAUAAUACAGCCCUAUGAAGGAGUACAAAGUGGUCGUGCUUGGAUCAGGAGGCGUUGGGAAGUCUGCAUUAACUGUGCAAUUUGUUACUGGACAAUUUGUCGAGAAAUAUGACCCAACGAUUGAGGACUUCUACCGUAAGGAAAUAGAGGUUGACAAUAAUCCGUCCAUCUUGGAAAUUCUAGACACUGCAGGCACUGAGCAGUUUGCAUCUAUGCGAGAUUUAUACAUAAAGAAUGGACAAGGAUUCCUUUUAGUCUACUCUCUAAUCAACAGACAAACAUUUGCCGACUUAAAGCCGAUGAGGGCACAGAUCCUACGAGUGAAAGGAAGCGAGAAUGUGCCGAUUGUUUUGGUAGGGAAUAAGAGUGAUAUUUACGACGAACGAGAGGUUUCGGUAGGUGAAGCGAAAGAUCUCGCAGAAGCAUGGGGCUGUCCAUUCUAUGAAACCUCAGCUAAAACCAGAAGCAAUGUAGACAAAGUGUUCGCUGAAGUUGUUCGUAGAAUGAAGACGACAGGAACUGGUUCUGGUCGAAAUAAGGGAUGCUGUACUAUACUAUAAUUGUUGGCUUAGCGCGAUUUAAUAUGGAUCACACGGUUCGAUCACACAAUACUCCAAAGUCCUUAGAUAUUCAAGAGCUAAAAUCAUUCUCUACUUUCUCGACACUUGGAUGUCUUCAGCUUACGAAUCGGAUACACAUCUUCCCAUGUACACAAGAAGCCUUUCAGCAAUAAAUCUCGUGACUAGAAUAUUCUAUCCAACACGGAAGAAAUGAAGGAAUAGACAUUUUGCCAACAACAAUCUGUUAGGCUUAUUGUGGUUCUCAAUCAAUUUUGAAAUCAGGCGAAGGGUCAUUUUAGAUCCUGCAUACGUUUUUAAAAGAAUAUUUAUAGAUAAACAAUUCAAUGUUAAUAUGGAUUAUUCAUUGUAAAAUUCUAGAUUUUUGUGAUAGUCUGUAAUAGUAGUUGCUUGUCUAAUUGAAGCAUCUUUGGGUGUGUUGCACAUUGAAUGUGCUUUAUUACACGAUUUUUAACACUCCUAGACAGAAUACUUCAAGUGUCUUUGCCUUUUCUGAUACUCAAAACUUUAUUUGAGCAAAGUGUUUUACAAUGCUUUUGUUUAAAAUCUGUUUAAUCUCUCGCAAACACAGUGAUGCAUAGUAAUUGGCUUGUUUCUCAACAGUGGUGCUGCAUGAUUUAUAUAUAUUUAUUUUUCCAACCUGGGUUUGAUUUUGAUAAUUUCUUACCCAUUUUGUAUUUUUUUUAGCAAGACAUUAAAUGAAUAGUUUAAUAAUA